Owenia fusiformis is the source of this 2732-nucleotide messenger RNA. The record is from the annotation of a GenBank genome assembly. Lineage: Eukaryota; Metazoa; Annelida; Polychaeta; Sabellida; Oweniidae.
UUACAUGAUAUCCUAAUAUUGUUUUACACUCUCCGUUUCCGAUAAAGCUAUAAACUCAACCGUCAAAUCAUAUCAAAUACAACUGGCUUGCUAUGGUGAACUAUAAGCGUGUUUGUGUAUUUCAAUAAGCGAGACGGUGGUGCUCUAGGAUCGGUUGAACGCCUGAUUGUUAAUUAAUCUGUCCUUGUCAGAGGGACGGUGUAUACAGGGUAGACUGCAGCAUCAUGUAUUAUUCCAACGGGGUAUUCCGAGUUUUCCAUGCCAUAUAGUGCUAUAGCGGACAGGCUAAUGAGCAGGGAAUAUUGUAGGCCUGCGUUCCAAUCAAAUAUCAAUAGGAAUAGUCAAGCGAGUAGAGAUUCAAUAAACGGUGAAAUGUGAACGUAAAGCAAACAACGUAAACGUAGUGUAGUGUAGUUUAUACUGGAAUAACUUAACGUAAACGUUGAUGUCGUAGUUUGUUUACGUAGACGUAUACGUCUGUGUUAGAACAUUUUCUUGAUAAAAACGACAAAGUGAAACAAUGCAAUGAAACAAGCAUAACAACGCAUACAAUUACAUGGACGUAACAUACCGUUGGAUAUCAUCACAACAUCGGAACAAUUCAUGAGUUCACUCAUCAGAUGUUAAUUAGCCGACAACAGUAUUAGAAGAACAGUAUUAUUGAACAAAACAUACGACACGCUAAAUUCACAAAUGCAUUUUUGAGUUAAUUUGCAUAUGACAACGUGAUCUCUGUUGCCUUGGUGACAAUGAUACGAUAUAGGCCUAGGCUACAUUCAGCGUACAAACCGCAACGGACCCGCCAAGACAGUCAUGCCGUUUGCAAGAAAUUGCCACCGAAAAUCAAAACAUUUGAGAUAUCCUUUUCUCAAUGUCAAGGGGUCUUUCACGCUGGAGGAGCGGUGCAGGGACAUGUAAAAAUUGAAUUCACGGAGGCCAUACGCGUGAGAGUAAUCACAGUCCGGAUCGUUGGAAGAUCAAAAGUAUUUUUCGGGCCAAGACGUGGACGAGAAUACAGGUAUCAGAUGAGAGAGGAGUACUUCGACGAGACCAUGGUUCUUACAGAAGCAGAACUGGAAUCCUUCAUGCAUAAACCUGGCGUAUCUUAUUACGAGUUUAUGUAUCCUCUGGCGAUGUCCCUUGCGUCUAGCUUCGAAGGGGAGCAUGGUUACGUCCGAUAUAUGGCACAGGCAACCUUGGAGAUGCCCGAUGAGCCCGAUCUACAUAUAAAGAAAGGAUUUACUGUUCUAAGUGUACUGGAUCUAAAUGAGGAGAAGAAUGUGAAGGAUGUUGCCUUGGCAGAAGUGUCGAAGACCCUUUGUUGCUUAUGUUGUGCAACUGGACCAAUCACAGCAACGAUUAAAAUACCAAGACGAGGCUGGGUUCCGGGAGAAUACAUCCCCGUCAUGGCAGACGUUGAUAACUGCUCCAAACGAAAGAUUCUCAAUACAAAGAUUGUUCUCACACAGCAUGUUAGGUACAGUGGUAAGGUAGAUUUAAGUGACCAUGGACAAACUAACUUGCAUUCCCGCGUAGUUGCCUUUAAGGAAAGAGGGGAGAUUCCACCAGGCGAGAAUGAACUUUGGAAAAGUGAGAUGAUGAGGAUCCCACCAGUACCGCCUUCAAGACUGGUUGGGUGUGACAUCAUACACAUCAAUUAUGACCUAAGUUUGGUUGUCCAACCCGAAGGGCCUGCCUACAAAAUAAGCGUUCCAAUUGAUAUUACCAUAGGAACAGAGCCCCUUAAACGAGAUUCCGAAUCGUCGGAUCAAUUGUCGCCUAUAACCUCGAGUGAUGACCGUAAACAUGAAAAUGAAGAACGAAAGAAAACUAUUACUUUACAUGCUAAACCUCCAGUUCCCCAAGCUGACGUCAUCGCUGAGCCCCCUGUCAUUGUUGUAUUUGAACCCCAGCAAGGGCAUGAUCCGAUCCCAGAAUCUCCCCCAAGCUAUGAGGAGUGUAUAUUUGGGCGUGUGGAAAUAGACGAAGGUGAUGCCAUCGAACCUGGCCAUGGACCAUUGAACUAUACACCAAUGUAUACAUAUUAUAACUGGAAGACAAUGCUACGAGCUGCUUCAAAACGCUCGUUUAGGGCAUCUAAAACGUCACUUAGAAUAUCAAAGGAAAAUUUAGCGGAUGUGGAUACUGCGCAUGUGCAUGGAUCGAAAACGAGUCUUGCUGAAAAUGGGGCCACUGGUGGAAAAUAAAUUACAUGUCUUUCCGGGAAAUAUUUGAGAUGAACCAUUCCACUAUACAUUCGAUGCAUCACAUUUUGAAUCCAGGACUGACAUACUAAAAUAUUUCACAUUUUACAAUUUUAAAAGGCCACACCAUUUUGUAGAUAAAAAUAAACUAUAUUUCUGUAUUAUCGUGGACUUUUCAAGAAGGGUAUUUAAAUUCCAGGAUUCCAAUAUUUCAGUACUGCCUGGUUUUACCGGUUUGAUUAUCAUGCAUCCAUGUUUUGAAUCCACAGAGAGCCUUUGUUAUCACCGCUGAAUAUUUCAAUCUGAAAAGCUAUAUUAUGUAUUAUACGUGUACUAUUUUUAUUGGACUCUAAUGUAUUUAUUUCAAUUGUUCUGUAUUUUAAUGUUAAUGUUUUAUAAAUUUGUACAUUACAAGUAUACAGUAUAACAUCGAUGUUUCAUUCCGUUUUAUAUCGCAUAGGACUUUUAAGUGAUUCGUCCGACUUUCUAUCAACCAUUAUUAUGUACACUCCUCUCCAUAAGUUUGGC